AUGUCUUUUUUCAGUAACACUAGUUCCCACCCCUCUUCUUUCUUGCUUCUGGGAAUUCCUGGUCUAGAAAUCUUCCACAUUUGGAUUGGCUUUCCCUUCUGUUCUGUGUAUCUAAUUGCCCUGGUGGGAAACAUCACUAUCUUAACAGUGAUCCAGACAGAGCAGAGCCUCCACCAACCCAUGUUCUUCUUCCUGGCCAUGCUAGCCACCAUUGACCUCGGCUUAUCCACAGCUACCAUCCCCAAGAUGAUGGGUAUCUUCUGGUUUAACUUGCACUUGAUCACUUUUGGGGGUUGCCUCACCCAAAUGUUCUUCAUUCAUAUGUUUACUGGCAUGGAGUCAAUUGUUCUAGUGUCAAUGGCCUAUGAUCGCUAUGUAGCUAUAUGUAACCCUCUGCACUAUAGCUCUGUCCUCACCAACAGGGUUGUAGCCUUGAUGGGCCUUGGAGUACUAUUAAGAUCUUUUUUUAUUUGUCUCCCCUUUGUGUUUCUGGUCCUAAGGUUAACUUUCUGUGGACACCACAUUAUCUCUCACACCUAUUGUGAGCAUAUGGGUCUGGCCCGCCUGGCCUGUGUAAGUAUCAGGGUCAAUAUCAUCUAUGGCCUAUGGGCCAUUUCUAUCUUGGUGCUAGACAUCGUUGCCAUUAGUAUUUCAUAUGUGCAGAUUCUCCGUGCUGUCUUCCGCCUCCCUUCUCGUGAUGCCAGGCUCAAAGCCCUUAGUACAUGUGGUUCCCAUGUCUGUGUUAUCCUGGCCUUCUACAGCCCCGCACUCUUUUCCUUCAUGACACACCGAUUUGGCAGGAAUGUCCCCCGUUACAUUCACAUCCUCCUGGCCAAUCUGUAUGUGGUCAUCCCACCCAUGCUCAACCCUGUUAUCUAUGGGGUCAGAACCAAACAGAUUCGGGAGAAGGUGCUGAAAAUACUCUGUAGAAAUAGCCCAAAGUUUGAAAUAGCUUAG
Trichosurus vulpecula (common brushtail) is the source of this 957-nucleotide messenger RNA. Its product is annotated as olfactory receptor 52E2-like. Gene Ontology annotation, molecular function: olfactory receptor activity; G protein-coupled receptor activity. The transcript has a single exon. NCBI's taxonomy places the organism in Eukaryota, Metazoa, Chordata, Mammalia, Diprotodontia, Phalangeridae. The coding region runs from base 1 to 957 and encodes 318 amino acids. The record is from RefSeq and is a predicted model, not a curated record. Gene Ontology annotation, cellular component: membrane. Gene Ontology annotation, biological process: G protein-coupled receptor signaling pathway.